This is a messenger RNA of Xiphophorus couchianus (Monterrey platyfish), 1271 nucleotides long. It is a transcript of the gene ccdc12, whose product is annotated as coiled-coil domain containing 12. Bases 50 to 583 code for a protein of 177 amino acids. Gene Ontology annotation, cellular component: post-mRNA release spliceosomal complex; U2-type spliceosomal complex. The record is from RefSeq and is a predicted model, not a curated record. The transcript is spliced from 7 exons. Lineage: Eukaryota; Metazoa; Chordata; Actinopteri; Cyprinodontiformes; Poeciliidae.
UGAAGCGCUCGACGCGCGACUUUACGCCCUGCUGUAGCAGGGUCUGUUAAUGGAUGUCAGAGGGAGUCGAGCGGCGUGUGGAGAGAUAAACAUGGAGAAAAACGUCGGGUCGCUUCAGGAGCAGGCGCUGAAGAGAAAAGAGAGACUCAAAGCGCUGAGGGAUAAAAAACGUCACGGACAUGAGCAGGAAGAUGAAGAACCAGAGAGCAAAAAGGCGGCACUAGAGGAGACUCCUGAAGAAAAGCACAGAGAGCUGAAACUGAGGAAUUACACUCCGGAAGAUGAAGAGCUGAAAGAGAGGCAGGUACCUAAAGCCAAACCAGCUUCAGUGGAAGAUAAAGUAAAAGAUCAGUUGGAGGCAGCAAAUCCUGAGCCCAUAAUCGAAGAAGUGGAUUUGGCCAAUCUUGCACCAAGAAAACCAGACUGGGAUCUGAAGCGUGAUGUGGCAAAGAAACUGGAAAAGCUGGAAAGGCGAACGCAGAGAGCCAUCGCUGAGCUCAUCCGGGAUCGGCUGCGAGGCAGUGAGGAGGAGCUGGCUGCAGCGGUGGGAGCUGUGGGAGUGGAGGAGGGAGACUCGGACUGAAUACGUGAUGUAACGGGGAAACUGACAGAAACAGGAACGGCCUCAGUUCACUGUGCUUUCAAAUGUGAGCUGUACAUAUUGGUUUCACCCUGCAGAGGAGACGGUUGGAUGUGUUUUUUUCCUCACCUUCCUAUGAGUCAAGUGUUUCAUAUGUGGUUUCUGAAGGUGUGUUUUAUAUAUAUAUUUUUUUAAACAUUUAAAAUAAAAUGGCUGUUUUUUUUUUUUAAAUGUCUGAAUUUCCUUGUUAAAUAAAUAAAGCUACUAUAGAAGAUAUUUGGAUUAAAACAUCAGUUUGUAAGCAAAGACUUGAGUUCGUAUUUCUCCCAAAGUCUAAAUGAAUCAGAAGGAAGAAGAGCAGAAAGGAAAAUGUUAUUUUUAGGCUUCAUUCAUCCUCUGUCUUCCAUUGUGUGUUAGAGAUCUGACUCACACUGAUUCAUUCCAACCUGACCGCUUUUAUGCUGGUUAAUUAAAUAUUUACAGAGAAAAGUUUAAUUAUCCUAGAAUCCAUCUAUCUGUCCAUUCUUUCAUUAAUCUAUGAUUUCAUUAAUCUGCCUAUUCAUUUAUGUAUUCAUUCAUCUUCUGCCAUCCAUUCUUCCUUUCAUCUUUGUUUUCCAUUCAUUCUUCUGUUGAUCUGUCCAUCUUCAUUCAUCCAUCUGUGUCCAUCCAGCCAGUAAAUAACUGAACUUGA